Messenger RNA from Astyanax mexicanus (Mexican tetra), 1738 nucleotides. RefSeq names its product pdgfa associated protein 1a (gene pdap1a). NCBI's taxonomy places the organism in Eukaryota, Metazoa, Chordata, Actinopteri, Characiformes, Acestrorhamphidae. Gene Ontology annotation, cellular component: cytosol. Gene Ontology annotation, molecular function: RNA binding. The transcript is spliced from 6 exons. The record is from RefSeq and is a predicted model, not a curated record. Bases 166 to 645 code for a protein of 159 amino acids.
CAACGUGACUCACUCAGGAAGCGGCAACGUUGUUCUUCGAGCACAUCCAGCAGUCGAGGGCCUUGAGAACAAAACUCAUCAUUUUAAUAUAAAAUAAAUAAAACACUCACAAGAGCUAGAUUUAGUUCGCAGGUUUCUCUCUCGCGGUUCCGGACUACGUUAACAAUGCCCAGAGGAGGAAAAAAAGGCUACAAAGGUCGUGGCAAACAGUUCAGCAAUCCUGAAGAAAUUGACCGACAGAUGCGAGCACAGAGGGAAAAAGAGGCAAAUGGUGGUGUAGAACGUGAAAGUGCUUCAGACUCUGAGGAGGAAAGCAGCAGUGAAGAUGAGCAAGACCAAAAGAAGAGUGGAGUGGCAGGAUUGAUUGAAAUCGAGAAUCCAAAUCGUAUCUCCCAGAAAAGCAAAAAAGUUACAGAAAUAGACGACAAUGCGCCAAAAGAGCUCUCGCGCAGAGAAAGAGAGGAGAUUGAGAAACAGAAAGCAAAGGAGCGCUACAUGAAGCUGCAUCUAGAGGGGAAGACUGAGCAGGCCAGGGCAGAUUUGGCUAGACUUGCUAUUAUUAAGAAACAAAGAGAAGAUGCAGCCAAAAAAAGAGAAGAAAUGAGGAAAGAAAAAGAGGCACAGGAGGCCAAGUCUAAACGUUAGCCUCCUUCCCACCCCUCAGGACAGGGCUUCACUGGGGUGGGAGGGAAGGGACCAAAUUAAUUAGGGAUUCAGCUCAGGGGUGUCCAGGCACACCGUCUUUUCAUCCUCCACUGGAGCGGGACAGGACGGCGAUUUGGACAUUUUAAAGAGUCGGCUAGAAGUGGGGGUUAAAGGCAGGAGCUAAAACUCCUUAAAAUAGAGGUUGGUAUGGAGCACCGUAAUGCCCUUUUUGCCCCCACACCUCCACUGUGCUCUGAUCCUAAAGCUGCUGGAGUUUACUCUUACAAAUUAGCUCUUUUGAUAUAUUUUAAUGUACCUCUGAUUGGGAUACUGUUGAAGGUUUGGGCGGGUUGUGCCCUUAAUGAUGUCUCCUGACCUGUACUAAAGGAGUGGGGUAAAGUAGAGAAUGGAGAAACACUAGCAAACCUGUAGCACCUGUAGAACACCAUCUGCUCCUGUUCUGGCCUGUGCCCACUUCUGUGGCAUCAUGUUUCUUAAUUUUCAAAUGCAUAAGCUACCUAGAGAAAGAUUCACCUGCUCUGAAUGAGCAUAUUUUUCGCGUGCAUGUCAGUUUUUUGAUGUAUCAAAUGUCAUUUUGCUGAUUCACAGAAGAUUAUGUAUUAUUCCAUUAAUAAGUAAAAAGUUGAUUUGCCUAUGAACAGGGCAUCAGCAGUAUUAAUCCACCAUCUUUUGUAAUGUUCACAAUAUAUAGAUAUUUUAAGCAGAAAAGGUUUACUUCUUGUUUUAUCCACUUGGUGUUCAUGCUUUCCUCUAAAAAAAUAAUCUUUUUUUUUUUGCCUUUAAUUGUCCAUGACCCACUCGAGAGAUAUCUCUUGUGUGAAUAUUGUAUGCUUCAGCCUUUUUGUGGGACCUGACUUGCCUUGAACAGUAAGGAAAGCAAUACUACACUGAUGCAGGUGAUGCAACAUUUAGCUCAGCUCAAAAAUGUAUACAUUUUGAAAAGUGAACAUUUGUAAAGUGCUCUCCAGGACUAAGAAAGUAUUUACAUUAUGAGGUAUUGAUAGGAAGAAUAUUAUUCACUUGUAUCCUAUCUUGAUUUGUUGUAUAGAAAUAAAUUCAUUAGUACAUUAAA